Pogonomyrmex barbatus (red harvester ant) is the source of this 1844-nucleotide messenger RNA. RefSeq lists its product as uncharacterized. The record is from RefSeq and is a predicted model, not a curated record. NCBI's taxonomy places the organism in Eukaryota, Metazoa, Arthropoda, Insecta, Hymenoptera, Formicidae.
CUCUACGUGCCGCUCGUCUCCUUCGGCCACUCGGUCUUCCCUCAGUCCGGAUCCGGAUCCCGCACCUCUUCCCGUCCGCGUCUCCGUCACGGGAGACAUCCGGCACGCCGCACCUGUCACCUUCGAUCCUAUUACCCAGAGAUAUUCCCAGAGUGAAAAAUCGAUAUUCGCAUCUCUGAGAAUCUCUUUUGCUCCUCGCACGAGACGACUCUCGGGGCUUCUACGCGCCGCCAUCGAAACGGGACGGUACUUCACAAGACGGUACCGAAAUUCCGAGAGAAUAAUUUGAUCCCAUUCGAGUGGCCGAAGCUUCACCGCUGUCGUUACUUCGCAGAAACGUCGUUACUUUACGAAAACUUGCGGAGAACGAUCGUCGUCCGGAAAGGAAAAGUAAUCGUUCCCGAGCACGAGGCUAUCCACGACAGAUAGCAUCGUCCCUCCCUCGAAGAGAAAUUCAAAGAUUUACAGGGAUCCGCGCGAGCGACGACGGCGCGUGCGACGCGACACGAGAUUCGGACCAUCGGAAAUCGGAAGCACAAGGACCGAAAUAGAGUUGCGCCGGAUCGAUUGGCAAAUAGAGCGAUUAUACCGUCUGGAACUGUCUAGUGCGUCGUUAUUAAUUCUGUGAUGAUCAUCCUAUUCUCCCGCCAGGUGCGACUUCCGUGACGUCAUCAUUGUACCAGUACUUCCAUUGGCAAUCUAUUGCGAUAGAUAUUUACGACCUAGGACUACAGCUGGUAACCAUGAGGGGCGCUUCGUUGGAACCUUUUUUAUUUUUCUUUACCUUCGUCAUUGUGGGAAACGCAUAUCCGACGUAUGUCUUUGUUCCGGAUGUAAACGACUCUUCAAAAGAUAAUAGCAUAAUGACGUCCAUGAGCGACUCAGCCGUCUCAGUUACGCCUUAUAAGUGUGUUUACAUACCAUCGAAUUUAGAUUAUUGUAGAUUCCCUAGUUAUAAAUCCGAAAAAAUUCUUCAAGAGCAUAAAUCACCAGAAAGUAAGCGCAAGCUAUUAAAGAGUAAUAAAAUACAUUUCUUGAAACAAUCAAUGUAUGCUGUAGAAACGAAAAAAUUCCAAAGACAAUCAUUCGUAGAGACUAUAAUAUAUGAGAUACAGAGAUGUGUACCGCUAAGAUUGCCAUUUAGUCUACCUUGGUGCACCGAUGAAGAUCUCUCCAGUAAGAAGAAAGAAAUCCGAGAGCUUUAUCCGUUCAUGAUAGACGGCUUAAAAACAAUUGAUGAAUUUCCUAAGUACAAUUUUUCUCAGAAAAUUGCCUGUAUCUCAAAAACUGCGAACAAUACCGAAAUCGAUAUACCUUGUGACAUACACAAGUGAGCUGUGUGAGUUAAUUGACGAAUUCAAAUGGCUAUUAAAAGUCAUAUCUAUAACAAUAUUGAAAACAUUUAUUCAAUUUCAUAAUUUCUCAUUAUCAUUAAUACGUUGCCGACUCUUUGCCGACAAAUCUGUAUUAAUAUAAGUCACAAAAAAGAAAAGAAAGAAAAAAAUACAAAAAAUUUCUUACAUACUUUUAUAUUUAAAUUCAAAAGCACAUGCAUGUUUUUUGCAAAGAUUGACAUUUGUAAAAAUAAACAAAAAAAUAUCGAGCGUACACAACUUAACAGAAGACUGCAAAAUAAAAACAUAGAUAAAAUAAAAAAUUCUUUAGCAUUAAGCAAUGAACAAUACUUCAUACUAAUAAAUUGUAAUAGCGAUGGUGAUAUAUUAUCAUGAACUCAUAUUAUCAUGUACUAAUGUAAACAUUGACAUAUAUUGAUAUAUUUCUACCGUCUUUUAACAUAAUGAUAUUCUUUUGAUAACAAAAUUAAUAAAAAUGAAAAAAAUCAA